Molecule: messenger RNA, 4029 nt
Organism: Exophiala bonariae
Lineage: Eukaryota; Fungi; Ascomycota; Eurotiomycetes; Chaetothyriales; Herpotrichiellaceae
Exons: 2
Coding region: 1-4029 (1342 amino acids)
Biological process (GO): siRNA processing
Cellular component (GO): nuclear RNA-directed RNA polymerase complex
Molecular function (GO): RNA-directed RNA polymerase activity
Source: RefSeq, a predicted model, not a curated record
AUGCCAGAAACACCCCGCCGUGUCAGAGACAAGGUCGACACUACCAUCGACGCACUCAAUGCAAGAUGGGACCUGCGCCUUCCUCAUCUCCAUGGCCCUGAGGCGUGGACCGCCGAAAAUCAGCAGUCUCUUGGCAAGAAAUGUUCGGCCAAAAUCAGAUACCUUUGCUUCAGACCUGUGAACCUCGAACGCAUUACAGCAGACUUCGAGGUCAAGGCUCGACAGCUCUUUACUCAUUGGGUAUUCAAGCCCUCCCAAGAACGUGGCACCAUUCCCACCUGGCCUGUGAAGAAAAGCCAGGUCGAGCACGAUCUCCGGUCAAAAUCCAAGUCUGGGGUCGUCUCCCUCACUGAAACCCAACGACAACAGCUUCAUGAAGUCCUUCACUCGAUACUUGAUGAAGACUACCAGCUCGCACGGGAGACUGAUGCUUAUGAACGUAAAGACGGUCCUUCCUCGGUUUCAGCUAGCUCAUCAUCGACCAACUCAUCGUACCACACGCCUGCACAGUCUCCAACUACAAACCGCCGCUCCAAGCACAUCACCAAGGUAGUCAAGCCAGACGCUGAUGAGCCAGAAAUGAAGGAUCCACUGGGAAAGUCAGCCAAGCGGUCCUUCAAUUCACCCCCAAAGAAUGCCAAACGUCAACAGACAAUGAUUGAAUACCUGAAAGCACGCCCCGCAGUUCAUUCAAGUGGCUGUGAAGAACAAAAACCGCCGGGAUCCUUUGAAACAGUCCAGUCAGGAGCAGCCCCGAGUGUCUUUUCUUCUGCCAACAGAAGCCACACCGACACCGGAUCAGCGGACACGUCACUAUGUGAGCCAGAUUUACCGAAAUCACAGGACCUCAUUUGUACUCAAGCUACAGAUGAAUACAAUUUCAUUGAACAAAUGGAAAGAUCCAUUACCGAAUCAAUUGGGCCAACGCUACCCGUUGGAGAAGCACGACUUGUUGAGUCACAACGACCAAUUGACAAAUUGAGCCCUAGUGACAUAACAUAUUUCGACAAAAACUCCCCAUUCAAGCCGAGACCAAGGCUCGCUAAUGAGAUGCCAUAUUGGCAGUGUUGGGACAUCCACAGAAUUGCGGACGAACUGGACAUGGAUCCCAACGAUCUGAUCGAAAUGGUCGUCCGAAUCAUGGCGUCGAGCAAGAACAAGAACAAGGGCGACAGCUUUUGGGAAGCAAUAAAAUCUAUUUUUGCAAGGCUGAAGAAACAAAUCGUACCCAAAUCGGAAUUUCACAAGUGGAUGGUGAGUUCGAGUCAAUACUAUGAUGAGACAAGCAAUACAGCCACUUCCUUCAAGGGAAAAUUUGAAUGGUGCAAGGAUACAUCGAAGGGCCUGUUCGAUUUCAAAUUGAGCCCUCUACAGUCAGACAAGUCGUACCGCUUUCAGAGGCAUUUUGGUGCCGAUCGAUUUCUUAUCGUUUCAUCGCCUGUUCUGUCACAGUGUCCUUUACUCAAAAAAGAGACACCAGCAACCAAGGAAAUUGUGCAUGAGAAUAUCUGCGAAUGGCUUGUCAAAACCCCUCAUUAUAUUGCAGGGAGGUACUGGAGGGUGUUUUAUGCCGAACAAGACAAGGCGAAAAAGAGGCCAAAAGAUCAAAAUGAAACCCCGAGAAUAAAGUUGUUUCUUUUCGCCGAGUCAGGGGUCGGCAUUGAGCCGAUCAUGCUCACAGACCUCCACUCUUUGCAACCCUCUCUCGGAACACGGCAUCAUCAGGAGAUCAAAGUAGAAGAUUUGCUUGAAUGGCACAUGCCAAUGAGCCAUAAUAUACGCUCGACCGAUCUCAAGCUUUUUUCGAGGCUAAGUCUUGGCUUUUCCAGGACUACCCCGACCGUCGUACUCCGGCGUGAUCAGUUCAUCUAUGUGUCCGACACUCUUGGAACCACAGGAACCGACGGAUCAAGAAAGGUCAUGAACGAUGGUUGUGCGCGCAUGUCACUAGCUCUUGCUCAAGCAAUAUGGAAAAAGUGUGGCGACACCUAUGGGUAUGAUGUACCUAGUGUGGUACAAGGGCGAAUAAGUGGUGCAAAAGGUUUGUGGCUGGUUGACUACGAGAAUACGUACGCCGAUCAGGGUUAUGAGAACAACUAUUGGAUUGAGGUCAACGAUUCUCAAUUGAAAAUACAACCUCAUCCGGCUCUUCGACACGAUGCUGAUGAAAGUCAGCGCACAUUCGAAGUAUUGAAGCAUUCGGGAUUACCUACAGAGGGUCACCUCAAUUUGCAGUUGAUCACCGUUCUAGAGGACAGAGGUGUGUUGCCAGCUGUCUUUCAGGAUGCACUGGUGGCAGACACGAGUGCUUACUCGGGUUCUCUCAUGGCCGCUAUGCUAAGUCCCACGACUUUAGCCCUGUGGCUUCAAGAAUACGCAUCAAUCGCCAAGGCUGAGAUUACCAACAUGCUUGGUAGAUUUCCUUCUGAAAAAGCAGAUCAAGUCAUCUUACUAUUGGAUGUCGGGGUGGAGCCUGCUGACAGUGCCAUGAUUGCCGAUGCUAUUUACAAGAUUCUAAGCAACCAUAUGGAGGAAUAUGUGGAGAGACUAAAGAUCAAAGUACCAAAUUCAACUGUUGUGUUCUGUGCUCCUGAUCCCUUAGGCGUUCUCCAACCAGGAGAAGUCCACAUGGGAUUCACGAAAUCGAUCAAUGAUCCUCGCACAGGGGUCCCUGAGAACAACCUCGACAACAUACAGGUUUUACUCGCCAGAAAUUCUGCAUAUCUACCCUCCGAUAUCCAACAAGUGACCGCAGUCUACAAGCGCACAUUAAGGAAUUACAAGGAUGUCAUCCUGUUCUCUACUCGAGGAGAAAUACCCCUCGCAUCUUUGCUGUCUGGUGGCGACUAUGAUGGUGACACUGUCACCGUUAUUUGGGACCCCAAAAUUAUUGAACGUUUCCACAAUGUCGACAAAAUACCACAGUUGAAAAGUGAGAUAGAGUGUGGCCUAGUCAACAGAUCAAGGCCCCUCUCAACCAUUUUCGGCGAUCAUCCGACACAGCCCAACAGCGGUGAUUGGCAAACUUGUCUGAAAGGGUGUAUUAUGUUCAACUCCCGGCCGAGCCUGAUGGGCAUGUGCUCCUCCGAGUAUGAAAAGCUUGUGUACUCGUUAAGCGUUGCUGGUGACCAGUCUAAACUAUCGCAUGGCGGUGUCUUGGGCCUUGCUGCUCUCGCGGGGUACCUGGUCGAUGCGACCAAAAAAGGCUGGGAACUCACAGACAAGGGCUGGAUUCAAUUCAAAAGAGGCGCAUCAGGACGACUUGCCUUGCCCGUUCCCGCUUACAAGAGUGACACGCUGCCGGCAAUUUGCGCCAAUGUCAUCGACUUUCUAAAGUUUAAGGUUGCCAAAGGGCAGAUGGGCAACGCCAAGAAAGCUUUCGUUGAAACAUAUUCAAAGAAAGCAAAGUAUGACCCAGACAUUGGUGCUUUUUGGAAGCACUACAUGGCGAAGGCAUUGGCCGAGGGGUCAUUAGUCUCAGGCACGAGGUCUCGAAAUGCUUUGCCGGAGCCAGCUUCUUUGACAAGCCUUAUUCUCCAUGGUGAAAACUCACUCAGCAACAAGAUCAAACAGAUCGUUCAAGAUUGGAAAGAUGGACAUCGUGGAAACAAUAAUAACAACAGCUUCCAUCCAGAGUCCCACGGUGAAGGCAGGAAUUUCGUGUUAGCGAUUAAUGAUAUCAAUCACCAAUUUCAGAGCAUUGCGCCACCACCAAUGUCUCAUCACUGGAUUCGUGACCAACACGAGGAUGGCCUAAUGUCUAACUUAUCGAUAUGGUCUCUACUUCGUGCUUCUUGCCUAUAUUAUGAAGUCUGCUGUGGAAAGGGUCACUCCUCGUGGAUAUGGUAUGUUGCGGGACCCGAGCUCUGUCUCCUCAAAGCGCUCAAAUGUGGUCUGGAUUCUCGAGUGGUUUUGGACAGGAUGCACAGGAUGAUGAAAGUUGACACCAAACAUGCCCGGCGCUUAUUGGAGAAACAGGAGGAGUCAUUUGCCAACUUUGAAGAGGAGGAUGAAAACGACGGUGAUUGA